Messenger RNA from Anopheles stephensi (Asian malaria mosquito), 4662 nucleotides. It is a transcript of the gene Arf51F, whose product is annotated as ADP-ribosylation factor 6. Gene Ontology annotation, biological process: intracellular protein transport; vesicle-mediated transport. NCBI's taxonomy places the organism in Eukaryota, Metazoa, Arthropoda, Insecta, Diptera, Culicidae. The coding region runs from base 1523 to 2050 and encodes 175 amino acids. Gene Ontology annotation, cellular component: cytoplasm. The transcript is spliced from 6 exons. The record is from RefSeq and is a predicted model, not a curated record. Gene Ontology annotation, molecular function: GTP binding; GTPase activity.
AGAAGAUUCAAUCGUCGGGUGAGCUUGCGUGUGUAUGUUUUGAUAGCGUAGCACCAGUGAGUGAGUGAGUGAUCACGACGGGUUUGCAUUUUCCAGCCCACGGAAAAGCGCUGGUGCAGCGGGGAAAGUGCAUUUCACGCUUGCACACCAAAGUGUGUAUCGGCUCCGUGAUUGUGCAGAGUGCGCGCGUCAUCAAUCGCAUCACGGGCUGCCGUGCUUUUCUGGGAGCUUUCUUUUGCCCCCGUUGAACGUGUGUGCGUGUGUGUGUGAGUGCGUAUGCAAUACUAAAGGAAGAAUACGCGUGCGUGGUGCAGUAGUGUGCGGGAACCCUGAUUGAUUCUACAGCAUUCUUUGCUGUCGGUUCGUUCAUGAUUCCGAUUUCCGAGAAGCGGGCAUCAUCCACCUCAUACAAACGUACGUGGAACACACCAGCGAAUACGGGAAGAGAUCAAUUAGGCUGAUUUUCGGAGCGGACCCGUACGCGGUCGUCUACUGAGAAAAGCACGGCGUGAUAUAUGGCGGCAGUGUAUGUGAAGAAUUGCACUAAACUGCAUAAAUACUUCGGAAGUUUUUGCUUUAAGCAAGCAAUACCGAAUGCAAAGCUGCAUCAAGAAGGCGUGUAUGGUUCGACCGCAUCCGUAACCGGAAAGGAAGCGAGAUCGGUUUGGCAGUGCUGUGUGCCCUGUAUACGCCCCGUCUAUUAGGCGUGUCUGGAUGUGGUUGUGUGUCGGCGUAUGGCUGUGUGCGUGUGAUUCUUCACCGACGACGACGACGUCGCGGUUGCAUUUUUCGCCAGCCGAUUGUUGCCGUUGCGUGGAAAUGUGUUCGAGCGCAAUUGUGCCGCAAAGCAAGUGAAGAAGCGAGCAGAGCUAGUUGUGUGUGCGCGUUGCUGUAGGGGCUGAGGUGUGUGUGUAUGUGUGUGUGUGUGCAUGUUGCUGUGUGCAGUGGGUUUCCCCCUUUUUGGAGCAGCAGCAGCAGCAACAGCACCAACAACAACGGCCGUUUCUGUUUUAGGUGGUGUACUGUAGUGUGAGAGCGCGCGUGUGUGUGUGUGUGUUUGUGUAUGUGUGCCCCCUCUCCCCCUACCAAUGUUGUGUUGACGUAGCGGUGAUUUUGGCCUCCCCAUUUCCGUGUGAUUCAUCCCCUGCUUGUGGCGGUACUGAGGGUUUUAAAAACAAAAGGGAAAAACCAACGUUCCAAAAAACCGUUCCGCCGGAGAGUGUUUUGUGAAGCACCACAGUCCAGCUUUUGUCCGGGCACUGUCCGAGGCGUACUCAGUGUAUUUAGAGAGAGUUGCAAUUCCAGAACAACAUUACUACACACCAACAUCAACACGGAAUAUGGUGCCCGAGAUGGUGCACUGAAGGGGCGCUGUGGCAGUCAGGCAGGCAAGGGACGUGUCGGAAUAGACGACGUGUGCAUCGGGUGGUAAAUCAACAGCGCACAAGCAUCAUAAGCUUCUUACCUUAUCGGGAAGCCCCCUUUACACACCGACAACGCAAACCUCUCCCGAUACGCCAAGAUGGGGAAGCUGCUGUCGAAAAUAUUCGGCAACAAGGAAAUGCGAAUCCUGAUGCUCGGUCUAGAUGCUGCCGGCAAAACAACCAUACUGUAUAAGCUAAAGUUAGGUCAAUCGGUAACCACAAUUCCAACCGUCGGCUUUAACGUAGAAACCGUAACGUAUAAGAACGUCAAAUUCAACGUGUGGGACGUUGGUGGGCAGGAUAAAAUUCGACCACUCUGGAGGCACUACUACACGGGUACGCAAGGAUUAAUUUUCGUGGUAGAUUGUGCGGAUCGCGAUCGGAUAGAUGAAGCGCGGCAGGAGCUGCAUCGGAUAAUAAACGAUCGCGAAAUGCGGGACGCGAUCAUACUGAUAUUCGCCAACAAGCAAGACCUGCCAGAAGCAAUGAAACCUCACGAAAUUCAGGAAAAGCUUGGCCUGACGCGAAUACGCGACCGGAACUGGUACGUGCAGCCUUCCUGUGCCACCACCGGCGACGGUCUGUACGAGGGACUGACGUGGCUAACGUCCAACCACAAAUUAUGAGAAUAAUUGUAAGCAUCGCACCGGACGGGGAGGGACCGUGGAUCCAUAGGUCCGCGUGAUUGUAGCAGCAGCAGCCGGUCCGUCGACGCCACCGCCGCCCUAGCAAGAGCAGAACAUCCCCACAAUAUAAAUAUAUAAAUAUAUUUAAAGCGUAUGCAGAAAAUCCUCCUCCCUAUCCUCCUCCCUACCCUCCUUCUCCUCCUCCUCCUUGUGGCCGGUCCCGUUUCAUCAUUCGGCUCCUCCGCUCAUUUGUGGGAAGCAUACUAGCUGCUUGCCGCUUUGAUUUGGGUGAAAUGAACACGCAUUAUCCUUUAUAUCAUAUAAAAGUAGGACACAAAACACUAGACUAGCAUUCGCUGUGCGCGAAGUACGGUGGUAAAGCAAAAGGGGGUUACAGAAGAAAUUAGGGAGAGAGAGAGAGAGAAAGGAGCGUACAGAAUCACUCACAUCUAAUCAGUGCAACACAACACGGCGACUGAAAAUAAGGCGCUCCGUUCUCACCUAUACGUUUUCCGCCGGCCGCAGGACAAACACGAGCAACACGAGGGUAUAAAAAAUUAUCUAAUGCUAAUCUAUCAAAAUGCAUCCAGCAGGAGAGAUCAAGUGAAGGGAAAAUAUCGUUAAACACGCGCGCGCUCGUUCAUCUCCUAAGAAGAGGGUGUCUGUCUGUGUCUUCACUCCUGUCUUUACACAUACAUACGAGAUCAUACACACACACACAAACACGGCUAUGUAUGUAAAACGUAUAUACAUAUGCAGUAAAUAAGCGUAGUCCAAUGAUGUUCUUAGAAGGCUUGUUAGCAGAGAGACUCCCAUAUGCAUUGCAAGUCGUAGGGGGGCUAAAAAAGGAAAAAAGGUGGCUAAAGCAGCCUAAAGCUAGUGAUCCGAUCCGAUAUCGCAAAGCAAAAACACAAUGCUCUAUAGCUAUACAGCACACAUUUGCCUUUUUCAUACGAUCGAUCUGCUGCAAACACGUUCCCCCAAUAAUGCCCGUCCUUGCCGAUUUCUAGCUGAUGAUUGGUGAUCGUGUAACGCAAGCUCAUCCGAAUGUCAUCGCGCACGGCAUUUGAGUUUUGGAGGUGUGAAAUAUCGUUAGAGAAUUGCGGUUCGAACCUUCCGGUGUUUUGUGUUUUGGUCAAAUCUGUUCAACACUUCAUUCAUAACAACAUUAUAUACGGGAAAUGUAAGAAACGGAACGAUCGCUAGGUGAGCAAGUGAGCAAAUUUAGACACGCCAUGCACUCUACUUCUUCGUUCUUCCCAAAGGUUCCCCGGGAUACGUUCGGACUGACGGAUGUUAGGCAAGGAUCGAUUAUCGGACAAAAAAACAAGCCACAAAUAAAAAACGAAAACAGUUCUGUAGUAGUAGCAUUGUCGAGUUGCGGUAAUGUAAUUAAUGAUCUACAACCAUAGCUGGCAAUCUCGUUCUCGUUCUCAUCUAGCGUGGGAAACUGUAGCGGAAAUAGAACUUGAAGUAUAAAACACCACAUUAGAAAUCACACAAAUCUGAAAUCACGUUAUUUCCCUUUCUACCGAGCGAUACUGAAUUCUAAACACGACUCGGAAACGGAGUGCUAGGCCUCACCAGCCAUGGGUAGAGAUCGGCCGUUUGCGGUAAUUAGCUGAUGAAGCGGUCGAAAGCGUCGCCGCGGACAGGAAUUUGAAUUUGUGUUGCUUGUGUUCUUUGUUUGGCCAAAAAAGAAAAGCGUUUGCGGCGGGGUUUAGGAAACUAAUAGCCGGGCUUUGCCACAAAUCAAUAUAAAACUUUAUGAAACGUAAUAGCAACGAUCGAUAUGAAGUUAGGUAAACAAAAAAGUAACGGAAACAAACAAAACGAAUAGAACACUCCGUUCGGUUAGCUGUUGAAUGUUCAUUUAAUCUGUAUAUACUGCACACACCUACAGUUAGGACACGCUCCUGGGUAGGAAAACUGAUUCAAAUCCCCCGUUUAAAAGCGACACUCUGUGCACCAUCGUCCCUCUCUCUCUAACAUGAAACAAACAGUUGCGUGGGCACAUACACGAAUGUGUUGUGGCGUGUGUGUGUUUCUUCUGUGUACAUUCUAUAGAGCCAAUAUAUACUAUAAUGGGAGAUAAAAAAAAAGUUUGCUGCUGCUGCGUUUUGCACCAGUGGUACUACUACUUUCUCACUCGCUUGAUAAAAGAUAUAGAGGAUGUGAAGGACGGAGGGAAAAACAGACACCGGGGGAAAUUCGAAGAUGGGUGGAAUUAGCGAGGUAGGAAAAACGGAGGUGAUAAACACGACAUGAAAAAGAAAAGAAAGAAAGAAGAAACUAUCAGUAACAGAGAAGAUAACACAGAGCAAAGGUGAAGAAGAAGAAAAAGAAAGUUAGUAGCGUUAGAAUUUAGAUGCAAGAAGACAACAAAAAAUCUUGCUAAAAACUGUCGGAAGAAAACAACUAUGUUUUAUUAUUUCUGCCUGUGUGUGAGGGAUAGAGAGAGCGAACAACGUUUGUAAAUAUUAUUGUACGGUAAAAGAGGUAAUAAAAAAGAAAAACGGCAACAACAACAACAACAACAAACAAACAAACAAACAAAGCAACUAAUUGAUACUAUGUAAGAGUAAACAAAAUAAACGAAUGGGAAAACAAAA